UGCUGACAGGAGCCCUGGGUGUUCUAUCACCCAGACAUGAGCCCCCCUGGGUGUCACGUGCACCUGCUGACGGGAGCCCUGGGUGUCCUACCCGCUGGGCAUGAGGCCCCGUGGGUGUCACAUGCACCUGCUGACGGGAGCCCUGGGUGUCCUACCCCCUGGGCUUGAGCCGCCCCCCCCCCGGGUGUCUUGCUGCCUGGACAUUACUGUGACAAGCCUUUGCAGUGGACCCACGGUCUGCUCACUCCCUCCUCCUCCUGACCCCUGCCCACUGGUCCUGUCUCCUCUCGUCCCAGCGGACGAUGGCGGCUUUGAGAUGGGCGCCUACAACAACACUGCCAUUGUCACACCCCACCUGGAUGCCCUGGCCCGCCGAAGCCUCGUCUUCCGCAAUGCCUUCAGCUCAGUCAGCAGCUGCUCCCCCAGCCGUGCCAGCCUUCUCACCGGCCUGCCCCAGCAUCAGAACGGCAUGUACGGGCUGCACCAGGACCUGCACCACUUCGACUCCUUCGACAAGGUGCGGAGCCUGCCGCUGCUGCUGCGAGAGGCUGGCGUGCGCACAGGCAUCGUAGGGAAGAAGCACGUGGGGCCGGAGCCCGUGUACCCGUUUGACUUCGCCUACACGGAGGAGAAUGGCUCGGUCCUCCAGGUGGGCCGGAACAUCACGAGGAUGAAGCUGCUGGUCCGGAAGUUUCUGCAGACUCAGGAUGACAGGCCUUUCUUCCUCUAUGUCGCCUUCCAUGACCCCCACCGCUGUGGCCACUCGCAGCCUCAGUACGGAGCCUUCUGUGAGAAGUUCGGCAACGGGGAUAGUGGCAUGGGGCGCAUCCCAGACUGGACCCCCCAGACCUACGACCCUCAGGAUGUCCUGGUGCCCUACUUCGUGCCUGACACACCAGCAGCCCGGGCCGACCUGGCCGCCCAGUAUACCACCAUCGGCCGCAUGGACCAAGGGGUGGGACUCGUGCUGCAGGAGCUGCGAGAGGCCGGCGUCCUGAACGACACCCUGGUCAUCUUCACCUCCGACAAUGGGAUCCCCUUCCCCAGCGGCAGGACCAACCUGUACUGGCCGGGCACCGCUGAGCCCUUGCUGCUGUCGUCCCCCGAGCACCCGCAGCGCUGGGGGCAGGUCAGCGAGGCCUACGUGAGCCUCCUAGACCUCACGCCCACCCUCUUGGACUGGUUCUCCGUGCCCUACCCCAGCUACGCCAUCUUUGGCUCCAAGACCGUGCAGCUCACGGGCCGCUCCCUCCUGCCGGCGCUGCGGGCCGAGCCCCCUUGGGACACCGUCUUCGGUAGCCAGAGCCACCACGAGGUCACCAUGGCCUACCCAAUGCGCUCCGUAUUCCACCGGGGCCUGCGUCUGGUGCACAACCUGGCCUUCAAGAUGCCUUUCCCCAUCGACCAGGACCUGUACGUGUCGCCCACGUUCCAGGACCUGCUGAAUCGCACCGUGGCAGGUCAGCCGACGUGCUGGUACUCGGACCUCCACCACUACUACUACCGGGACCGCUGGGAGCUGUAUGACCACAGCCGGGACCCCCGCGAGACCGCCAACCGCGCCAGCGACCCGCACUUUGCCCAGGUCCUAGACCUGCUCAAGGCCCAGCUGGCCAAGUGGCAGUGGGAGACGCACGACCCCUGGGUGUGCGCCCCCGAUGGCGUGCUGGAGGACAAGCUCUCGCCCCCGUGCCGCCCGCUGCACAAUGAGCUGUGACGAGCCGCCUCUUCCUCUCCCGUGAUUGACAGGACAUGGGGAGGCCCCUCCAUGUCAGGGCACCUCUGUCCCCACAGAGAGUGGGGACCCCAGGGACAGUGGGCUCCUGGCCCGGUGCGGCCGUGCCCUGGUCCUGACUAGAGACUUACAGAUGGCAGGUGGGGGAGCGCUGAAGGACCCUCUGUCUCCAGAUGUUCCCAGGUGUGCCAGGUGGGCAGGUGCAAACCAGGCCGCAUGGACAAAGCUUUUCUCACCACAGUUCAGACCCGAGGAAGCCCGUGUGUGUCCGGGGGUGGCUCCUGGGCUCGCCCUGCUGGGCAGGGGGCACUGAGGAACAUCCCCCGCCCCUGCCGGGGGGCUCUCUGGCUUGUGUUACAGAAUGCCCUGCCUUGCUCCACCUCCGGAAAGGAGGGUUCCUCCCACAGUGGCUGGGGUAUAGGCCCUGCCUUCGCCCUUUGCCCCUAUGGUGUGGGGCACAGAGGCCCCUGGCCCAGAGCAGUGGGAAAGCUCUUUGUUUUGCUAAAAUACAGAUGCUAGUUUUUCCGA
Molecule: messenger RNA, 2263 nt
Organism: Ochotona curzoniae (black-lipped pika)
Lineage: Eukaryota; Metazoa; Chordata; Mammalia; Lagomorpha; Ochotonidae
Gene: SGSH
Product: N-sulfoglucosamine sulfohydrolase
Exons: 7
Coding region: 101-1717 (538 amino acids)
Biological process (GO): heparan sulfate proteoglycan catabolic process; glycosaminoglycan catabolic process
Molecular function (GO): N-sulfoglucosamine sulfohydrolase activity
Source: RefSeq, a predicted model, not a curated record